Echinococcus granulosus is the source of this 960-nucleotide messenger RNA. Its product is annotated as DNA repair protein complementing XP-A cells. Bases 1 to 960 code for a protein of 319 amino acids. The record is from RefSeq and is a predicted model, not a curated record. The transcript has 5 exons. Gene Ontology annotation, molecular function: damaged DNA binding. Gene Ontology annotation, biological process: nucleotide-excision repair involved in interstrand cross-link repair; UV-damage excision repair; nucleotide-excision repair, DNA damage recognition. Lineage: Eukaryota; Metazoa; Platyhelminthes; Cestoda; Cyclophyllidea; Taeniidae. Gene Ontology annotation, cellular component: nucleotide-excision repair factor 1 complex.
AUGCAGAUAGAAAGUGACCCUUCAAGAGGGGAGAAAGGUGAAGGUGUGCCCACCUCUUCUGACGUCUCUUCCAAAAAACGAACGGAAGCAGAACAGCAGCAGAUAGAUGAGAAUCGCAAGAAGGCGUUAGACCUCUUCAACGCUCGUGUAGUUUCCAAUGAUCGGAACGUCAAAAUCGUAACCAAGGGUGCUUCCGUCUAUCAUUCACGACCCAUUGACUCCGGUGGUGGUUUCUUCCUCGAUCCACCUCCCUUCUCGCAGAGUCAAGAAGUGGUGCAUUUCGAGAAGUCGGAGGAGGAAACAGACGCGUCAGACGACAGUGGUGGUCUGGGACAGCAGCGUCGAAGGAAACGCCGAAAAUUGCAAUCCAAGCAGCCGCCAGUUCCACCACCAGUAUCUGAAUCGCUACCGAUUCUUCCCCGACCUCCAGAUGAAGAGAAGCCUCUCUGUGAUGAGUGUUCACGCGAAUUCGACGACUCCUACCUCUUGAGAAACUAUGAUUGUCAGGUGUGCGAUGGGUGUAGGGAUAGCAAGGGAAUCCACGCCUUAGUCACGCGGUCAACAGCCAAGGAGCGAUAUCUCCUAUCUGAUGUUGAUUUAGACGUGAGAGAGCCGCCACUUAGACGAAUUUACAAGAAGAAUCCAAGGAAUUCCUCUUGGGGUGAUAUGCAACUGUUUCUUGAAGCCCAGGUUGCGGCGCGUUCGCUGGAAAUUUGGGGCUCAGAGGAGAAACUGGAGGCGGAGCGGGCGAGUCGCGUUGUCAAACGCGAAAAGGCCAAACUGCGAGGAUUUCAAAAAAAGGUCAAAGAGCUUCGAAUCCAGGUGCGGAGCAGUUUGUACACAAAGAAGUCAGUUUCACACGAACACACCUUCGGUCCUGAGGUUUACGACAAGAAAACGGGAAACUAUUUGAAAUCUUGUACCUCUUGUGACUACACCAUGUCCUUUGAAAAGAUGUAA